Messenger RNA from Lepidothrix coronata (blue-crowned manakin), 1138 nucleotides. Its product is annotated as signal-induced proliferation-associated protein 1-like. Lineage: Eukaryota; Metazoa; Chordata; Aves; Passeriformes; Pipridae. The transcript has 4 exons. The record is from RefSeq and is a predicted model, not a curated record. Bases 44 to 613 code for a protein of 189 amino acids.
UGUCCCCUGGGUGUCCCCAUCCCAUGGGGGAUGUCCCUGUUCUAUGCCCCCUGUGCUAGGGGAGUGUCCUGUGGGGUUGUCCCACACCCCCUGGAGGGGUCCCCUCCAGUUCCCUGGGUGUCCCCCACUGUUGCCUCCCCCGCCAGUGCUGUCGGGGUCUGGGGAGCCCCAGGAGGAGGAGUGGGAGCUCAUCGCCCGCCUGGCCACGGCCUGCAGUGGGGUCCUGGAGGCCAUCGCCCGGGGGGGGCAUCAGCUCCGAGAGCCCCCCAGCAUCGGGGUCCAGCAGAGCCUGAGCCCGGUGGUCCCUGAGGAUGAGUCCCGAAGCCUCUCAGAGAAGGUGGCGCAACUGGAGGCGGCGCUGAAGCGGCUGCAGGAGGGUCUGCAGGAGGGCCACGAAGUGCAGCAGCGGCUCCAGGCUGAGCUCCGGGGGCUCCGUCGCAGCACCCGGCGGCUGCAGCAGGGCCAGGAGGACGCGAACGCGCGGCUCAGCCGGGUCACGCGGCUGCUGCACCCCCCCGGGGACCCCCCAAGUCCCCUGACACCCCCCAACAGCCCCCGGGGGGGACCCCCUGACCUCUCCGGGGAUCCCCUGACAUCCCCCAACACCCCUUGAGACCCCCCCGGGGAGACCCUCUGACAUCUGUGGGACUCCACAGGACUCCAGGACUGCGGCAGCCCCCUGGCAUGGGGGCACCUGCACAUGGCGUGGUCAGGUGGGCACAGUCACCUCGGGCACACUCACCUGGGCACUCACCAUGAACACGCUGCACACGUGUUGUGCACACACCCUGGGCCCACUCGCUGUGGGCACACUCACUGUGGGCACACUCCCACCCUGGGCACACUCACCUGUGCACACUGACUGCAGUCACGUGCCAUGAACACGCCGUGCACGCUCAUGUCCUGUGCACACCCUCCCCGUGCCACACACGCUCAUAGCCACGCACACCGAUCCUGCCGCACACACCGAUCCUUCCGCACACACCGAUCCUGCCACACACACUGAUCCUGCCACGAACACCGAUCCUGCCACGAACACCGAUCCUGCCACACACACCGAUCCUGCCACACACACCGAUCCUGCCGCGCACACCGAUCCUGCCAUGAACACCGAUCCUGCCAUGAACACCGAUCCUGC